AUGGUAAUCGGAAACAAGUGGGAGACGUACUUGAGCCUGCUGCAGGCGGACUACAACGAGGGAGAUGCGCUGGACGAGCUCGGGCUCAAGAGAUACUGCUGCCGACGAAUGGUGCUCACUCACGUAGAUCUCAUCGAGAAGCUGCUCAACUACAACUCACUGGAGCGGAGAACAGGGCCAGAGACAGACUAG
Messenger RNA from Ectocarpus siliculosus, 192 nucleotides. NCBI's taxonomy places the organism in Eukaryota, Phaeophyceae, Ectocarpales, Ectocarpaceae. The record is from the annotation of a GenBank genome assembly.